AUGUCCUACAACAACCAGUACCCACAACAGCCUCCUCAAGCUCACUAUGGCGGCGGAGGGUACGGCGGACCGAUUCCAGGCGACGGGAAAGGACCGCAGCAGUACGGGUACCCUCAACAGCCUGGGUACGGCCCACCGCAGGGAGGUUACUAUGGCGCACCACCACAGGGGAUGCCGUAUGGACAGCCAGGGGGACAGCCGAUGUACUACGGCCAACAGCCCCCAAUGACGUAUGGCCAGCCUCAGCAGGUGUAUGUACAGCCGAACCGGCCGGCGGAUAACGGCAUGGGGUGCUGUACGGCGAUUCUUGCCGCCCUCGCAUGUUGCUGCUGUCUGGAGGCAAUCUUCUAG
Molecule: messenger RNA, 351 nt
Organism: Rhodotorula toruloides NP11
Lineage: Eukaryota; Fungi; Basidiomycota; Microbotryomycetes; Sporidiobolales; Sporidiobolaceae
Exons: 4
Coding region: 1-351 (116 amino acids)
Source: RefSeq, a predicted model, not a curated record